Molecule: messenger RNA, 1338 nt
Organism: Paramecium pentaurelia
Lineage: Eukaryota; Ciliophora; Oligohymenophorea; Peniculida; Parameciidae
Source: the annotation of a GenBank genome assembly
AUGUAAUUACCAUCACAAUAAGUUGGAAUAGUUACUUAUUACUCUGAUUAAUUUGAACCAUAAUGUCCUUUAUGUUAAUCUGGAGAACAUAUUUCAUAAACAGAAUCUAAUUUUGCUUAGUCAACUCAUGCAAUAGCAGGAUAAUAAGUUCGUGGGAGAGGUAAAAAAAAUUAUUAUUAUUAGUUGUUUAUACUUCUCCUGAAAGAAUAGUAUCACGAAAGGUUAUAGAAGGUGUAGCCUUAUCACCUAUGUAAAUAAGAUAGUAAUAAGCAAUAACUCCUCCUAGAGUAAUGCCAAUAACAUCUUAAAUCAUCAAUACUCCCCCAAUAGUUUAGUAGAAAUCACCAAUAUUGGUUCAACAAUCCCCAAUGAUUUUAUAGUAAGCUCCAAUUCAACUAUAAUAAUCUCCUAUUGCUAUAAAUUCUCAAUCUAAUGUCAUGUAAUAAGCAAUUUAUUAAUCACAAAUUCCAAUGAAUUAAUAGUAAUAUUAAAUAUAACCUUAAAUUUAAUAAGCUUAAAUAAAUUAAACAAACAUUAAUACAUAAUUCAAUUAAUAACUGUAAUAAUCUUAAUUAAUAUAACAAGAAUUAUUAUUGAAAUAAAAAGAAUGGGCUGAAAAAUAUUAUAAACAAUCUGAAGAAAUUUAGUAGCAUAAUUUAGCAUAUUCUUAAUUGUAAACUUAAUAUUAAGAGUAAUUAGAAUAAUAUGAAGCAUUGAAACAAGCUUACUCAUUAUCAACUUAAUAUUCUUCUUAAAAUUUUAUUCCAUCAUUUUUAUAAACUGUUUAAUAUAAAGUUAUAACAAAAGAUGGUAAAUCUUAAUACAGUUAAGAGGAAAUUGAAAUAUAUUGGAGACAUCAAGUUUUUAAAUUAGAAGAGUAAAUGUAUUAAUUAUGGGAAAAGAUUAAUUAAAAAAAACAAAAAAAAGAUUUACCUAAUAAAUCAGAUGAUACUCAAAAAGUAUUAGUUUAUUAUUGAUUUUAAGAUUGAAUAAUUAUAAUUAGAAGUUGGACAUUUAGAACAUAUUUAAAGAAUGAAAAUGAAUUCUGUAGUAAUAUUAAGAAAUAAACUGAAUGAUCUCAUGUAUUAACAUGAUCCAGCAACAGAAGCUACAAGAGAACAUGAUUUAUAAUUACAAUAACUUAGAUAAAAAGUAAUGCAAUUAAGUUCAAGAUUAACUGAUAUUUAAGAUGAAAUAUAAAUGGCAGAGUCAUAAAAUGAAGCAAUUAAGAGUGGAAAAGGAUUUAAAUUUGUUUCUGUUAAAUAAACUAGUAGCUAAGUUCGAUAAGUUACAAGUUCUAUAAGAUCUAAUUAGGUUUAAGAUUAUUAAGUUUCUUGA